Messenger RNA from Neurospora hispaniola, 1461 nucleotides. RefSeq lists its product as uncharacterized. The transcript has 2 exons. Lineage: Eukaryota; Fungi; Ascomycota; Sordariomycetes; Sordariales; Sordariaceae. Gene Ontology annotation, cellular component: cytosol; cytoplasm. Gene Ontology annotation, molecular function: thiosulfate-cyanide sulfurtransferase activity; URM1 activating enzyme activity; adenylyltransferase activity. The record is from RefSeq and is a predicted model, not a curated record. Gene Ontology annotation, biological process: tRNA wobble position uridine thiolation; protein urmylation. Bases 1 to 1461 code for a protein of 486 amino acids.
AUGCAGAACGGCGGUGCCAGCUCAGAUCAAAAUGGCUCAAUCAGCUCUGUGCCUCGGGACACGAGCCGGCCUCUCACAGAAGAAGAGCUCGAUAGAUACUCCCGUCAGAUGAUUGUACCUGGAAUGGGAAAAGAAGCUCAACUUCGUCUUAUCAACGCCAAAGUCCUCAUCAUCGGCGCCGGCGGCCUCGGCUGCCCCGCCGCGCAAUACAUUGCCGGCGCCGGCAUCGGCACCAUCGGCAUCGUUGACGGCGACACCGUCGAGCGUUCCAAUCUGCACCGACAAGUCGGCCACUCCACCUCUCGCAUCGGGCAGUCCAAAGCCUCGUCCCUCAUCACCCACCUUCGCGGCCUCAACCCACUCCCCACCUACGUCGCUCACAUCACUCACAUCACCCCACUCAACGCCGCCGAUCUGAUCUCACAAUACGACCUCAUCCUCGACUGCACCGACAACCCCGCCACCCGCUACCUGAUCUCCGACGUCUGCGUGCUCCUCUGCAAACCGCUCGUCUCCGCCGCCUCCGUGCAAACCUCGGGGCAAAUCAUUGUCCUCAACUGCCCGCCUACUCCGCAGGGUCAACUCGAUGGUGGCCCCUACCCGCCUUGCUACCGGUGCUGCUUCAAGAAACCGCCACCGGCCAACGCCCAGCUCUCGUGCGGCGAAGCAGGCAUCUUGGGUCCCGUGGUAGGACUGAUGGGCGUGGCGCAGGCGGGGGAGGCCAUCAAGAUUCUGGCUUCUGCGCUUCACAUUCCUACUACUACUACCUCUCCGCCAGCUCAAGGGGUGCCGCGGGCGCCCGUGCCCGUGCCCGUGGUGGAACCUACGUUGCUGCUGUACUCGUACUCGCUGACUUCUUUCCUGUCGCCCUUCACUUUCCGUGCUUUGAAGAUGGCGCCGAGAAAGAAAAACUGCUUCGCUUGUGGCGAGGGAAGCAAGCAAAGGUUGACGCUGGAGGGGGUGAAGAAUGGAGAGCCGAAUUAUGAUUUUUUCUGUGGGUUGGGUGGUGGCGGGCCGGAAAAGGGGGUGUUGUCAGAGGAGGAGAGGAUCACGCCUAGGGAGUUUGUGGAAAGUGUACAAGGAAAGGACGGCAAUGGGAAAGGAAAGAAGUAUGUGGUGCUGGAUACGAGGGAGAAGGAACAUUUCAGCUUUGGGAGCAUCGAGGGGGCAGUUAAUCUGCCGUUUGGUAAGUUAUUGAGUAAGGCCGCACAGUUGAAGCGGAGUGGGGAGACACCCAAGGUAGGUGAUAUUCUACCGCCGGAAUUAAAGGUCCACGACGGAGAUGGAGACGAGGACAUCCCCAUAUACGUGGUCUGUAGAAGAGGGCUGGACUCGCAGGAGGCGGUGGAAAAGUUGAAGGAGAUGGGACUUGAUAAAGGAGGGAGCAGGAAGAUUGUGGAUAUUGCUGGGGGAAUGAAGGCUUGGAAGGAGCAGGUUGACCCAAGUUUCCCGUAUCUAUAA